Molecule: messenger RNA, 928 nt
Organism: Vitis riparia (riverbank grape)
Lineage: Eukaryota; Viridiplantae; Streptophyta; Magnoliopsida; Vitales; Vitaceae
Product: universal stress protein PHOS32-like
Exons: 3
Coding region: 192-686 (164 amino acids)
Source: RefSeq, a predicted model, not a curated record
UUUUCAUUCCAUCUUCUAUAACCUACUAGAGCCCUCGAGGACCGAACUUUUCUGAAGAAUCCAAAGCCAGCGAAGAGAGAAUAAGCAUACCCAGCUAGGCUUACGGCAAAAGGCCAGAUAUAUUCUCAUCACUACUAUUACAUCUUUCACAUCUUUGAGAGAGAUCUAGAGAGAGGGAGAGGACUGAUCAGAUGGGUAAGGCACGUGCAAUUGGCGUUGGCAUGGACAAUUCAGCAAACAGCAAAUCAGCCCUGAGAUGGGCUGUUGAUAAUCUGAUUGAUGCUGAAGAUUGCCUCAUCUUAAUCUACGUCCAGUCCCCCAAAUCUGAUCAUCCCAAGAAGCAACUUUUUGAAGACACUGGAUCUCCUUUAGUUCCUCUGGAGGAAUUCAGAGAUAUUAACCUGUCAAAGCAGUAUGGGUUAAACCCAGAUCCAGAAGUUCUUGAUAUACUUGACACAGUUGCAAGGAGCAAAGGGGCUAAGGUGGUGGCAAAGGUCUACUGGGGAGAUCCAAGGGAGAAGUUGUGUGAUGCUGUGGAUGACCUCAAGCUUGAUUGUCUAGUUCUUGGAAGCAGAGGUUUAGGUGUUCUCAGAAGGAUUCUGCUAGGGAGUGUAAGCAACUAUGUGAUGGUACAUGCCUCAUGUCCAGUUACAGUUGUGAAGGGGACGCCAGCUACCAAACCCUAGUAGACUCAAAGGAGAAAAGGAAAGCAACCUGCUGUGGAGAAUUUGUGGGAUGAAACUGUCUGCAUCAGUUAUCACAUGCGUCUACUAUGUGUGGAAUAUGAUUCGGAUUUUAUGCUGUUUUGAACUUUAUUCAUGUUAUUAAUUAAUUCUGUCUUUACAUUAUGGGUCGUGUUGUAGACAAUUUGCAACGUUAAAAACAAAAAUGAAGUUCUCAAAUCAAUGCAGGUUUUGAAGCAUGUAAA